Molecule: messenger RNA, 2199 nt
Organism: Ectocarpus sp. CCAP 1310/34
Lineage: Eukaryota; Phaeophyceae; Ectocarpales; Ectocarpaceae
Source: the annotation of a GenBank genome assembly
AUGACGACACUCGGAGCCAGCGGACCUCCGACUGUCGGCCACUUGAUUCAGCGCCUAGCUCUCGAUCACCGACAGCCUCACGAGACUGCCUUUGAUGCCACACGAGAGUACGUCAAUAAUAUCGUCAUUCUUUUCUGGCAACCGCCCUCCAUUUUUUCGCAAUGGACACCUUCGACAUUUUCGGUCGAUGGAGUGGAAUACUCCUGUGCCGAACAAUUCUUCGCAGCAUCCAAGGCACGACACUUCGGUGACAAAGAUAUGCUUCACAACAUCAUGCUUUCUUCAGACCCAGCAAUGCACAAGCUCUACGGACGACAAGUGCGUGGCUUCACGCAACAGGCAUGGGAAAAGGUGAAAGCAUACAUCGUGCUUGUGGGCACUUUGGAGAAAUUCUCCCACAAUCCUGCCAUGCGUCAAUAUCUUCUCAAGACAGGCAACAGCAUUUUAGCCGAAGCCAGCCCUUUCGACAAUACAAGGGGCAUCGGCAUGAGAGCCGAUCACCCCGAGGCCGCCAACCCCUCCAACUGGACAGGCAAAAAUUUACUUGGUAAGGCACUUCAAUCGGUUAGAGACUUGCUUCGCUCCUCUGCAUCACUCCCGAUGCCGCCACUGGAACAACCCACCGACUCAGCACUCGACAAUAACGGCAUUCACGAGAUCAACACCGACACUCAGCAACCCAUCCAUCCACCUUUAGAGUCACGUCCACAGCCAACCGACAUCAACGCUCUUUGGCCCUCUGACGCGCCUUCCGACUACGACGACGACAUUCUCCACAUUGCGGACGCCAAUUUCCACGUCGACAAUCACCCCAAACUACUUGCGGAACACGGACCAUGUCUCGUCGACGGUUUAAUCCAACACUCCACUUCUCCGUACUGCAGCCCCAUCGUCUUCAUUCCAAAAAAAUCUGGAGGGCUUCGCAUCACCGUCAACUACCAGAAACUCAACCGCAUCAGCAGCUUCAGUCAACUACCUGUUCCUCGUGUCGAUGAGAUCAUGAACAAACUGCACCAGGGCUCCAUCUUCUCGCUCUUCGACUUCACGGGCUCCUUCCACCAAUGGCUCAAAAUGCCAAUGGGUGCCAGCCAAUCUUCAGGCUGGUGGAUGAAGGUCAUCAAUGAGGUAAUAAAAAACCUCGAAGGCGUCGACGCAUAUCUCAACGAUGUGGUGCUCUACGACAAGACACCGGCGGAUCAUAUCCUCACCAUGCGCGCCCUCCUACAACGGCUGCGCAAGCACAAGCUCAAGCUUUCACCGCCUAAGGCCACCAUUGGCACGACAAACUCUGCAUUCUUGGGACACACCAUUACUCCCGACAGUAUCAGGCCCAACGCCAACAAAGUAGCCGCGCUCGCGGCUAUGCCAAUGCCAACCGACCUCAAGAAACUUCACUCUCUUCUCGGUGGUCUGAGCUACUACCGCAGCUUCGUCAAAAACUUGUCUAAACGAGUACGCCCCGUCACGACACUCAAGAAAAACUCGUUCUUCACCUUUACCUCCGACAUGGAAGCCAUCGUCCGAGAGAUCCUCAAAGAACUCUUCGAGCCGCCAAUUCUCGUCUUCCCCGACUGGAAAGCCAUCGAAGACGGCACCAGACCUCUCCGCCUCCACUGCGACGCCAGCCUCGAUGAUCUGGGAGCGACACUAAAACAAGAACAGGCGGAUGGCUCUGUUCGCCCCAUCGUCUUCAUCAGCAGAUCGACACUUGACGCUGAGCGUAACUGGACACCACUCGACUUGGAAGCUGGCGCCAUCGUUUGGGCCAUUAAACGCUUGCGUAGAUACUUGCGCGGCACACACUUCCAAAUUUGGACCGACAAUCAAGCUCUGGAGAACAUCUCCAAGGUGGGAGACCACAGCCCACGCGUGCAGCGUUGGCUUGAGUCCCUCACAGCGUAUCAAUACACGCUGAAACACCGCCCAGGCUCCUCCAACAGCAACGCCGACAUGCUGUCUAGACUGCCCAUACCCCCCAGUACACAGGACAUCACAGGAUAUAGCCGCAUCACCAUGCCAGAUGAUGUGGGUGUCUACAUGAUUCGCGCCACCGGCAACAUUCCUUCUGGUCCUUCUCCACAGGGUAUUACUUUGGGUGGGCUAGUACCCAACAAUGGCAGCGACACUUUGAGUGGCUCCCCACUGACGUCGGCGGAUUUCCAGGAUUUUUCGCCGGCGCGGGCUCUGAAUGAGCAUUGA